Alternaria postmessia is the source of this 1431-nucleotide messenger RNA. RefSeq lists its product as uncharacterized. The record is from RefSeq and is a predicted model, not a curated record. The transcript has a single exon. Gene Ontology annotation, molecular function: ubiquitin protein ligase activity. Lineage: Eukaryota; Fungi; Ascomycota; Dothideomycetes; Pleosporales; Pleosporaceae. Gene Ontology annotation, biological process: protein ubiquitination. Bases 1 to 1431 code for a protein of 476 amino acids.
AUGACUCGUCUAGAGACAUGUCUCCGUCCUUUACGGGGAUAUUUCGAGGCGACAACCAGUGUUCUGAGUUCUUACUGCGACUUGCUCGACUCAUAUCUAUCAUACCAGGCCACCACUUCUGAUGCAUCACGCUUGAUCAUCAGGCUGUCAGCAACGAAAGAAUGGGCAGAAUUGCAGCCCAGGUUGCUGGGGCUACCCACGGGGACGGUCAAGGUAGUCUUGCCAGAUUUUGAAGCAAUUUGGGCUGAAGUAGUGGCAAUUCUUGACGCUGUUCUGCUUCAAGAUCCAACCAAAUGCAGUCUGGAGUUCUGGAAUCAGCAAGUCAACUACCGCGGUCUGAGAGUACAGCCCGUCGUCAUAUUAGUAUGCGACACGCUCAUGGAUCUAUCACCCGACUUCAAGGAUUGGAUCAUGCAUAUCAUAAACUCUCAGCCGCGCUAUCAUGAUGUUCAGGGUGAUCUCCAAGCUCAGUUCAAGGCACGUGAGUUGCUGGGCGCCAACACUAUCCCCGAGAUGGCCCGGAUAAUCACUACAAUUCCUCAUGAUUAUGAGACGAUCUGGGGUGGAGUUGCUGUAUUUGCCAGAUUGGUCCAGCAUAUGAUUGAUCACCACCAAGAAAUGAGAACCUUCUCGAGCGGUAAUCCUACUCUCAACCAGUACCUCAACGAACUAGUGGAUCAUCAUCGCGCUCUGGUCUCCGACCCCUUCACAAUAACGCCCUUAGCACUACGUCAGCAACUUGCAUCGUGCGAUGUCCGUGGUACAGCCAGGCUGCUAGUAUGGGAUGCUGCGGCACUCUCAGACCAACCCUCUUAUACUGGCCUUCCUUGGGACAUGUUCAAGAACUUCGUCGACGGUCUCAUGCACUUUGUCGGUGCGCUUGGACCAGUGUGUAUCGGUCAUGUACGAACAGCGCUCUUCAUGCUUCGAUUAGAUUGCUUCCUGGAACCCGACGCUGCGAAAGAUGACACAUGGACCUGGUUACCCGAGGAAUGGGACGAUGAGUACGAGUCUGACGGCGAGUUUGAUCCAGAUGAUCUACCAGAAGUCUGCUUCGAACCUAUCGGCCCCACUAUCAAGACUGAACAGUAUGCCUUCGCUGUCACCAAUAUUCUUGAUCUCCCUGAAGAAGACUGCUCAAUUUGCCGUGAUACGCUCAACGUUCAUGAGACUGUACGCGACGAAGUCCCGGUCAAGAUAGAUUGUGGCCACACUUUCCACUACGGCUGUCUGAGUACCCUGAUCAACGGUAUUUCCAAGUUUUCCAAUUUAUGUCCUAACUGCCGGCAAAAAAUAUGUCCCCGAAGACCCAAACGGCUGAAAGACGAUGAAGAACUCCAGAGUGCGCGAUUUUCGGGGGAACAAGAUGAGGUAGAACCAGUGCGUUCUCUCCAGGACAGGUAUGGCGAUGUGGUUAUGACGGAUGAAUGA